AUGAAACUAGACGCAAUUGGGAAGAAAUAUGGGGACAUCUUCACGAUCGGCGUCUUUCACAAGGAGCUCGUGAUUCUGAGGAACUGGGAACUCGUGAGAGACAUUUUCGGACGGUUGGAAGCUUCGGGUCGACCAGAAACGCUUAUUGCUCGACAAGUCGCUCUCGGUGACAUGGGCAUCGUAUCCGCGCAGGGCAGCCUGUGGCAGGAGAACCGCCGCUUCACCAUGCGGAUCCUGAAGGACUUCGGCUUCGGGAAGAGGGAGGCCAUGGACUCCAUCAUCCGAGACUCCGUCCUCGAUCUCUGCCGGUUCCUCGAGGAGAAUCAGCUCAGGCCUCUCGAUCUCGGUCCUCGCCUCAACGUUGCCGUUCUCAACGUUAUCUGGAAAAUGACUGCAGACAAGCAAUUUCCUCAUGGCGAUUCGAGGAUGCAAUACUUCAUGAAAAGUCUGAUGGAAGUCUUCAAGGAUUCCAGCUACAUUGGGAACUUCCAAUGGGUUCCCCUGCUGGUGUACCUUUGGCCGCCUGCACUCCGAGCCUCGCAGCGCAUCGAUCGCAACGCGGCGGCCAUCGCGAAGAUAUUCUCGGACGAGCUGGAAGAACACAAGAGAAAUCUGCCUUCGUCCGGAGGCUCGAACGACUACAUCGACGCUUACCUCACGGAAAUGGCGCAGCAGAAAGCUCGAGGGGAGGUCAACCCGAAUUUCUCAGAGAUCGAGCUGCGAGUGAUCAUCUCAGACCUGUUCAUCGCCGGGAGCGAGACGACAACAAACACCAUCCGUUGGUGCGUCCUGUUUCUCCUCUGCCACCCCGAAAUUCAGGAGAAACUCCAGGCCGAAGUCGACAGCGUGGUCGGGCCCGAACGACUUCCUUCGCUCGACGAUCGAGACAGAAUGUACUACAUGCAAGCAUUCAUCAUGGAAGUGCAACGAUUAGCGAAUCUGCUCCCCUUCGGAUUGCCUCACUUUGCCACAGAAGACAUAGAAGUUACCGGUCUUCGGUUUCCCAAGGGAACAUCAUUCCUGGCGAACGUCUGGUCGUGUCACAUGGAUCCCAAGUUCUGGCCCGAUCCUGAAAAAUUCGAUCCUGGAAGAUUCCUGAAUCCAGAUGGAUCCGUGAAGACAAAAGUCCCAAGCUUCCUUCCCUUCCUCCUCGGGAAGCGUCAAUGCCUGGGAGAGUCCUUGGCCCUCAUGGAACUCUUCUUGUUCCUGGCCAUCUUCAUGCAGAAAUUCACAUUUCGCACCACGACGGGACGUCCUCAUCCUAAAGCCGAGGCUGUUGGCGGCUUGAUCACUGGAAUAGGAGAUGAUCUUGGCUGGAAGACUUCAUGA
This is a messenger RNA of Darwinula stevensoni, 1329 nucleotides long. The record is from the annotation of a GenBank genome assembly. NCBI's taxonomy places the organism in Eukaryota, Metazoa, Arthropoda, Ostracoda, Podocopida, Darwinulidae.